UUAAAAGAAAUCUAUGUCACACUAAAUAAGGAAGCUUGUGAAUAGUAAGAAAAUAUUCAUUCACAUAUGAAUUGAAUCCUCGUUACUUUUUUUUGUAAACAAUCAAAUAUUUGGUAAUUCUUUGACCGUACGUUCCCUUGAAGAGAAAUGUUCUACGAUUACUCUAGACCCAUAAUAUAUUUGUAUAUAAAAUAUAUAGGGUACCAAGUUAUGUGUCUUAUUGUUUCUCCAUAACAAAAAACCCUAGCAGCAGUUCCUUUCAGAGCUUCUCCAACCAGCAACAAUGGAUCAAGUCGAAUCAGACGUUCCCACAGCUGCUCUCGCGAAGAAGAGAACGUUCAAGAAGUUCUCCUACAAAGGAGUUGAUCUCGAUGCUCUUCUUGACAUGCCCACCGAUGAUCUUGUCAAGCUCUUCCCUGCUCGUAUUCAAAGAAGGUUGUCUAGAGGUCUGACGAGGAAGCCUUUGGCUCUCAUAAAAAAAUUGCGCAACGCGAAAAGGAAUGCGCCUGCUGGUGAAAAGCCAGAAGUAGUGAGAACACAUCUAAGGAACAUGGUGAUUAUGCCUGAAAUGAUUGGAAGCGUCAUUGGUGUGUACAACGGAAAAACGUUUAACCAGAUCGAGAUCAAACCGGAGAUGAUUGGACACUACCUUGCGGAGUUCUCAAUCUCUUACAAACCGGUUAAGCACGGUAGGCCUGGUCAGGGUGCCACACACUCCUCUAGGUUUAUCCCUCUCAAGUGAAGCCAUUACAAAAACUCCAUGCUAUUUUCUUCAUUAUUUUUUUUAUUUUAUUUUACACAUCUAAAUAUAUUUCUUGACUCAUGUUUUUACAAGUUCCAGAUUUAUUUAUUUUUAAUAAUA
Molecule: messenger RNA, 862 nt
Organism: Raphanus sativus (radish)
Lineage: Eukaryota; Viridiplantae; Streptophyta; Magnoliopsida; Brassicales; Brassicaceae
Product: 40S ribosomal protein S15-2
Exons: 4
Coding region: 284-742 (152 amino acids)
Biological process (GO): translation; ribosomal small subunit assembly
Cellular component (GO): ribosome; cytosolic small ribosomal subunit
Molecular function (GO): RNA binding; structural constituent of ribosome
Source: RefSeq, a predicted model, not a curated record